AUGAAUCGGUUUGCGGUGGACACAAACAACAGUGGGGACUGGAUUGCGAGGACUUUUGAUGGAAAGAGAGCGGAAGAUGCGAGCGUGACGGAAUGGAUAUUUGGCGCCGGCGGGCUACUCGAGAUGUUGACAGUUGGGACCUGGGAAAAGCUCCUCAGAUACUCAACACCCUUCUUCCAACUAGCCGAGGGUUUCUGUAGUCUGUUAGUGAUUCAAGCUGCUGGCCAAAUUACGAAAUGGCUCGUCAACCGUGGGAGAAGCGAUAUGUGGAUGAUUGGCUUGCUCAUUCUUUCGGGCUCGAUCAUCUCCAGUGCUGUUUACUUUCUAUGGCGCAUAAUGAGCUUCCCAGAGGUCGGCCAUGUGGACGCUACGCUUAUUGGGGUAACGAUAACCUGCGCAGUUUUCCUAUGCGCGUGGGGGAUUGGGAGCGGCAGAGGAAAUCCGGUGGAAAGCUCUCUACUAUUCGCCUACGUGGUGUUGUGCAUCUACCAGAUCUUUACCGACUACCAGCCAACAUCGGAGCCUCCCCCGCCUCCAGCGCAACCCGACUUUCCACCAUUUCCUCCGAUCAUCAUGGCCUCAUAUAGCACAAUUUUAUACAUGGUGUCCACUUUGCCAUCGGCGGUCUUGUCAGGCUUCACAUUCUUGUAUGCCGCUUUCCAGACCAUUACUCCAUCGGUCAUUAUAUCUCUCGCCUACCGAAUAUUCGUGUUCUACUCUGCUACCAGGAUUAUUCCAGCUGUACGCGAAUCCGGAGCACGAGCUUUAUCUCAAGAGCCAAGUCUGGAGGACAGUGAUGGAGCGGGGAAAAUUCUAGGACUUCUGAGUUGGUUUAGCCCCAGUAUCCUCGUGGCAGUGUAUACCAGCUUGCUCAUGCAACACUUCUCAACUACCUCGGCAGAGGGAAACUUUGCGGAAUGGUGGACCAUGCAAGGUGGAGACUCUGGUGGGAACAUAUGGCGAUGGGUCAACGUGGCUGCAACAAUGGCCUUAUAUUCCUUGGAGCUUUACCUUGGAAAAGAAGACGUGGACGACCUUACGAGCCACUGGAAGAGAGACUAG
This is a messenger RNA of Drepanopeziza brunnea f. sp. 'multigermtubi' MB_m1, 1062 nucleotides long. RefSeq lists its product as uncharacterized. The record is from RefSeq and is a predicted model, not a curated record. Gene Ontology annotation, biological process: endoplasmic reticulum inheritance. Gene Ontology annotation, cellular component: perinuclear endoplasmic reticulum; cortical endoplasmic reticulum; endoplasmic reticulum membrane. Lineage: Eukaryota; Fungi; Ascomycota; Leotiomycetes; Helotiales; Drepanopezizaceae.